This is a messenger RNA of Cokeromyces recurvatus, 2818 nucleotides long. RefSeq names its product alkaline-phosphatase-like protein. Bases 27 to 2759 code for a protein of 910 amino acids. The transcript is spliced from 10 exons. Gene Ontology annotation, biological process: GPI anchor biosynthetic process. Gene Ontology annotation, cellular component: endoplasmic reticulum membrane. The record is from RefSeq and is a predicted model, not a curated record. Lineage: Eukaryota; Fungi; Mucoromycota; Mucoromycetes; Mucorales; Mucoraceae.
CCUUUAUUAUUAUUAUUAUUAAAGCAAUGUGGAAUAAAGGGAAAGGCACAAUUCGUUUGGCCAUUUUAGCCUUUAUACAAAUAUUGGGUAUAAUAUCAUUUUGUAAAGGUUUUUUUCCCUAUAAAAUAUAUCUUUCAGGCCAUUCCACAAAGGCUGAUCAACCUUUACUCUUUAGCAAUUUGCAUAAUGAAUAUAAACCUGAAUUUGACCGACUUGUGUUUAUACUAAUUGAUGCACUUAGAAAUGAUUUCUUGUUUGGAAAUAACUCCAAUUUUGAAUUUGUGAAUAAUCAAAUAAAACAAGGUUUUGCUUAUCCUUUUACGGCAAAGGCUACAGCACCUACCGUUACUCUUCCUCGUAUUAAAGCAAUUACAACUGGUACAGUUCCUAAUUUCUUGGACGCUAUUUUGAAUAUUGCAGAAAGUGAUACCAGUUCAUCACUUCAAAACCAUGAUAAUUGGAUUUAUCAAUUUAAACGUAAUAGUAAUAAUAAUAAUAAAACAAUCCAUUUCUUUGGAGAUGAUACUUGGAUAAGACUUUUCCCCGACUUGUUUGAUAAAAAGGAUGGCACAACUUCAUUUUUUGUAUCAGAUACAACUGAAGUUGAUCUCAAUGUGACUCGACAUAUUGAUAUAGAUUUGGUACAAAAUGAUUGGGAUGCUAUAGUAUUCCAUUACUUGGGUUUAGACCAUAUAGGGCAUUUAGGUGGGCCCAAAAGUCCAUUGAUGAAACCAAAACAGAAAGAAAUGGAUCAAGCUAUUGAACGUAUAUAUGAUAUCAUUGCUAAGCAAGAUAGUGAAAGAAGCAAGAAAGGCGGUGAUGCAAAGGGAGGCACCUUAAUUGUUAUUUGUGGUGAUCAUGGCAUGAAUGAGAAAGGCAAUCAUGGUGGCUCUUCUAUAGGUGAAACGUCUGCAGGGCUUGUCUUCUUGAGUCCAGCUUUUGAAGCACAACCACUCAAAUAUCAAUGGGAAUUAGAAAGAUCAAGAACAUUGGGAUUUCCUAUUGUCGAUCAAAUCGAUUUAGUUCCUACCUUGGCUACCUUAUUUUCUUUCCCUAUACCUAAAAACAAUCUUGGAAAGAUUAUUCUAGAACUUUACCAACCUCAUCAACAAGACGUAUCUCAUAUUCUUCGAGGACUUCAGUUAAAUGCUUUUCAACUAGCUCAAUUAUUGACUAAAUUAAUGCCAGAAGUUUCAAAAUAUAUAACAGAACCUCACCUCUAUACUCAUGAAACCAACCCUAAUUCUCCUGGAUUUUACUAUGCAAAAGCAAUUGAUUUACAUCAAACUUAUCUUCAAACGGCUUUUAAUAACGGAAAAGAAGAAAUCGGGAAAAGGGCGAUUUAUUCAUAUUAUAAGUUUAUUGAUAUUGCACAAUCCAAGUUGGUUAAUACAGCAAGUGAUUAUAGUUUAAAAUUAAUGCUAGUAGGUGUUACUUUAAUUUGUAUCAGUGCAGUUCAAUGCAUUUUAUGGGUUAAAGAAACCUAUUCAAUCACAUCUACUGAUCUUUGGGACGUUCGUAAAUACUUUUCUAUCAUUGCUUUCAUUACCUAUUCUAUGAGUAUGUUUGCAAGUAGUUUUGUAGAGAAAGAGCAUGCCACUUGGUACUAUUUGUUACAGACAAUGAUUUUAAUAUCUAUUGCUCACAGCCUACGUCUACCACACCAAAAGUUAAAGGAUAAAAUGUAUCUAGUUGGCUUCGGAUUCGUUUAUUUGAUGUUAACACGUAUAGCAAUGGCAUGGAAUGAUAGUAUCACCUUUGAAAAGUUAUUACAUUCUAAAUUACAAUGGCAUUUGAUGGCUAUUACAUUGGCAGUCGCUUCUAUCUCUGGUAUCAGACUCUUAUUUAAAUUAAAGGAUAACUUGACAAUCGAUGUCAAUCAAACAACACAUAUUAUCCAGACCAUUAUCAAGGCGUUUUUGGCUUUCAUUCUCCUUUUCACUUCAGCUUUAGUCUUCAUUUAUAAGAUGAGAGGACAUGAAGAUAUACCGAAUGUGUAUCGAUUUUUAUUAAAAUGGGAACUUGUUCAAUCACUUGAUCAAGUAGAAUUAGGAAGACUUAUCUUUAAUUAUGGAGGUGCUGGAUUAUUUGUUCUAUAUUGUUUAUUUUAUGUCAUCAAAAGAGCUGCCAAAAUGAAGUUUGAAAAAGAAGAAGAGCCAAAAGAAUAUAAAACAAAAAUCAUUUUAGAAUUAUUAUUACAUUUGGUAACCCCCUUUUUAGUGCUCUUGAGUGGAUCACACAAUGCAUUUUUGUAUUGUCUAUUUAAUCUGCAAUUUCAGUUAUUAUUGAUAUGGCAAGACUACGUAGCUGACAAGGGACCUAUUCCUGUUUGGUUCAUGAGUGUGAUAACUGUAUUUCAAAGUCACGCCUCUUUCUUUAUAACAGGUCAUCAUAAUUCGAUUGCUUCCUUUGAUUUAAGUAAUGCUUAUGUUGGUGUACAGAAGUAUGAUACGAUUCUUAUUGGUUUUCUUACCUUCUUUUCCAAUUGGUCAGGCAGUAUUUGGUGGGCCAUAGCAGGAUGGGUGUUGACGGAGAAGACAGCUAAAUCGUGGUCAACUUAUCUUUUAACACAUUCAACUCUCUUUAGUCUUGUUCUUACCUUUUUAUCUAUCUCCGUUACUGUUUUAAGAGAACAUUUAUUUAUCUGGACUGUAUUUUCUCCUAAAUAUUUAUAUCAAGUCGCCUGGACCUGUCUCUUUCAUUGGUUUAUACAGCUUAUUCUCGGCUCACUUUUUACUCAAUUUAUCUUUAAAUGGUGAGAUCAAUAGAAUAAAUAAAUAAAGAUAGAGAGAGGGAGAGAAGUUUAUUACAUCCUGAC